CCAUAAGUCAUAGCCAUCUUCUUCAAUGAAAAUGAAGCCAGUCUCAUUCUCAUUAGUUUUGGUGAUGCCAUUAUAUUGGCUUUGCCUUUGUAACCACAUAUUCGUUGCUUCUGGCUUUUGUCUGGAUGAUCAGAAGUCUUUACUACUCCAAUUUAAGAACAACCUCUCAUUCACGUCAGAAAGUAGCAACAAGCUGAAGUUGUGGGCUCCAAGUGAUGAUUGUUGUUCAUGGAUGGGGGUAACAUGUGACAAGGAGGGACAUGUUACUGGUCUUGAUCUCAGUGCAGAAGUGAUCUCGGGUACGUUAGACAACUCAAGCAGUCUUUUCAGUCUCCAGCAUCUCAUGAAUCUAAAUUUGGCUGACAAUUACUUCAACUUUCUCAUUCCAUCUGGAUUCAACAAGUUGAAGAAAUUAACUUACCUGAAUUUGUCAGAAGCUGGCUAUACGAGAGAGAUUCCAACAGAGAUUUCUCAACUGACAAGGUUGGUUACUCUUGAUUUAUCUUCUUUUUCUUCCUUUGCUGAAUCGAAUUACCAAAAUCUACAAAAGCUUGUCCAAAACCUCACCAGCAUACGACAACUGUAUUUGGAUGGUAUGAAGAUUAAUGCCAGUGGACAGGAAUGGUGUAACCUUUUGUUGCCGCUGCGUGACCUCCAAGAACUAAGCAUGGCAGAGUGCAAUCUCUUGGGACCCCUUGAUUCUUCCUUGGCAAAACUGCAGAAUCUAUCAGUCAUUAUUCUUGAUGGCAACAAUUUUUCAUCCCUGGUGCCAGAGACAUUUGCCAAUUUUAAAAAUCUGACUACCCUCAAUCUUGGAGCUUGCAACUUGAUUGGGAGAUUUCCCCUCAAAAUAUUCCAGAUUGCAACAUUAUCAUUUAUUGACAUAUCAUAUAAUAUUAAUCUCCAUGGUUUUUUUCCAUACAUUCCCCUGAAUGGAUCUCUCCAGACCAUAAUAGUGAGUAACACAAGCUUCUUUGGAACACUUCCACACUCUAUUGGUAACGUGAGAUACUUAUCUGAAUUGGAUCUUUCUCGUUGUCAAUUUAAUGGAACACUUCCCAACUCACUGUCAAAUCUCACUGAAUUAACUUACCUAGAUUUGUCAGGUAACCAAUUUACAGGUCCAUUGCCAUCAUUUGGUAUGGCAAAAAAACUUUCCUACAUAGACAUGUCUCUAAAUGGCUUAAGCGGUGCAAUUCCAUCUUCUCACUUUGAAGCACUGCACAAUCUUGUUCGCAUUGACUUGAGUCAAAAUUCUAUCACUGGGAGCAUUCCAUCAUCUCUUUUUACGCUCCCAUUUCUAGAUAUCAUUCGUCUUUACGAUAACCAGUUUAGUCAGUUUGAUGAAUUCAUAAAUGUGUCUUCCUCUACAUUGAGCCUCCUUGAUUUAAGUAACAAUAAUAUAUCAGGACCUUUUCCUGAGUUUAUCUUCCAGCUCACUGCACUAUCUAACCUUUACCUUACCUAUAACAAGUUCUAUGGGCCACUGCAGCUACUUAAGUUUUGGGAGCUCAGAAAUUUAACUGAACUCUACAUUUCAGAAAACAACUUUUCAGUCAAUGUGGAUAUGAAAAAUGUUGAUCCCUCACCUUUACCCGGACUUCAAGUUCUACAUUUGUCAUCUUGCAACUUGAAAGCCUUUCCUAAUGUCUUGAGAAACCAAUCCAAUUUACUAUAUCUAAACCUUUCAAACAACCAGAUUCAAGGAAUAGUGCCCAAUUGGAUUUGGAAACUAACAAAGCUUUACAGCCUUGACAUCUCAAGCAAUUUGCUGACUGAAUUGGAAGGAACUGUGCAAAACGUUUCUUCCAUGAUAGGGCUUGAGGUCCUUGACCUUCAUAACAACCAACUACAGGGGCCAAUACCUAUUUUGUCUGAACAAGCUCUCUAUUUGGAUUAUUCAAGGAACAUAUUUAGCUCUGUUAUCCCUGAUGCCCUCUGCAGUGCUAAAUACCUUGAAGUGCUUGAUCUUUCAAUUAAUAACAUGUCUGGAACAAUUCCCUCAUGUUUAAUGAUGGUGACUGAUAAUGUUUAUGGGCUUCAGGUAUUAAAUCUGAGGGACAACAGCCUCACAGGCCAUAUCCCAGAUAUGCUUCCUUCUUGUCCUUUAACCACUCUGAACCUCCAUGGAAACAACUUGCAUGGGCCUAUCCCAAAGUCCCUUGCCUACUGCUCCACAUUAGAGGUACUGGACCUUGGAAAAAAUCAGAUUACCGGUGGCUUCCCAUGCUUUUUAAAGAGCAUACCAACACUUCGUGUCUUGGUUUUGCGAAACAACAAAUUUCAAGGUUCCUUAGAUUGUGGCCAAACCAAUUAUGAGGCUUGGAAAAUGCUUCAAAUUGUGGACAUUGCUUUUAAUAACUUUAGUGGCAAACUAAAGGGAAAAUAUUUCACAAACUGGGAAACAAUGAGGCAUGAUGAAGAUCAACCUGUAUUAGACUUUAUUUACACACUUACAAGAAACCGUCAAUACUAUCGGAAUAGUGUAACACUUAUCAACAAAGGUCGAGAGAUGGAGUUUGUUAAAAUUCUGAUACUCUUCACAUCUAUUGAUUUCUCAUCUAACCAUUUUGAAGGAACAAUACCAGAGGAGCUAAUGGAUUUCCAAUCACUCAUUGUUCUCAACCUUUCAAACAAUGCUCUCUCUGGUGAGAUCCCAUCAUCCAUAGGGAAUCUGAAACAGCUGGAGUCCUUGGAUCUCUCACGCAACUCAUUGCAUGGAGAAAUUCCAGCGCAACUUGCAAGUUUGACAUUCCUUUCUUAUCUGAACCUCUCCUUCAAUCAUCUGGUGGGGAUAAUCCCAACAGGUUCCCAGAUUCAGUUAUUUGAAGCAUCUUCCUUUGAAGGCAAUGAUGAUCUACAUGGACCUCCAUUGGAACCUGCUAAUAACCCACCUGUCCCACCAUUGCCGCCACAACCCGCAUGUAGAAGGCUAGCAUGUACAGUUGAUUGGAAUUUUUUAAGUGCAGAGUUGGGAUUUUCUUGUGGCAUUGGAAUUGUCAUCUUGUCCCUCUUGUUUUGGAAGAAAUGGAGGAUAUGGUAUUGGAAACUAGUGGACCGAGUUCUUUGCUGGAUCUUCCCUCAGCUGUAUCUUGAUUAUGUAAUCAGGGGAGGACAAAGGUACACUGUUUUAAGGUGGUGGGGUUAGUGAUCAGGGAGUGUGCUAAUAAGUUGUUAUGUGAUCUUAAAUCUUUCCUACUUAAUUUCCUAGUUCUGUUGUUGUUUGGGUGUAUUUCAAAAUAGGUGUUUGCUAUGGUACCUUAACCCAAAUCAAGGUAUGGUACCCAAAAUGAGAUAAUUCAAUAAUAAAGAAGUAUGUACAAGUUAUUAUUUUGAUGUUA
This is a messenger RNA of Lotus japonicus, 3341 nucleotides long. RefSeq names its product receptor-like protein 7. Gene Ontology annotation, molecular function: protein binding. The transcript has a single exon. NCBI's taxonomy places the organism in Eukaryota, Viridiplantae, Streptophyta, Magnoliopsida, Fabales, Fabaceae. The record is from RefSeq and is a predicted model, not a curated record. Bases 26 to 3148 code for a protein of 1040 amino acids.